AUGAGCAGCAGAAAGGACUCCAUCUCGUCCAUGGCGCCCGAGAGCGCCAAGACGCCGAGCGAAAAGGGCAUCCAGGCCUACGCCGUCACCGAUCUCGACUUGGACAACAAUCCCUCCAAGCUCACCAAGAUCGAGGAGGUGAUCGAGGCUGAAGGCCACCUCUCCGACGCCGAGGCGCGCAAGCUGCUGCGCAAGAUCGACUGGCACACGGUGCCAUGCCUCAUGGCCAUCUACGGCCUUCAGUAUGCUGACAAGGUCUCACUCGCCAACGGCGUCCUCUUCGGUCUCAAGUCCGACACACACCUCAAGGGCCAAGAGUAUUCGUGGCUCACUACCAUCUACUACCUCGGCUACUUCCUCUUCCAGCCCCUCAUGAACUACGCCAUGCAGCGCGUCGACGCCGCCUACGUCCUUUCCGCCAUGACCGUCGUCUGGGGCAUCGUCCUCGUCACACUCGGACUGUGCAACAACUUUGCACAGCUCAUGGCGGUGCGCUUCAUCCUUGGCGCCUUGGAAGGUAUCGUCACCCCGGGCUUUACACUCAUCGUUGCGAGUUGGUACAGAAAGUCGGAGCAGAAUGCCAGGCAGCUGCUCUACUUUGCCAUGAACACCGGAUUCUCCAUCUGGGUCUCCGUCGUCAUCUACUUUAUCGCAAAGAAAGCGCACGACGAUGGCACCGUAUCUGGCUGGAGAGUCAUCAACUUCUUCCUCGGCGGUCUGACCGUAUUCACCGGCUGCGUCACCGCCAUCUUCCUCAGGCUGCCCAAGAAUGCUUGGUGGUUGAGCGAGAAGGAGCGCACACUUGCGCAUGCUCGCAUCAUCGACAACGGUACCGGCACCGGCGAGACGCAAGCAUGGAAGUGGGACCAGGUCAAGGACGCUUUCACCGACCCCACGACCUACUUCAUCUUCUUCAUCAACGUUACUUGCUGCAUCCCCAACGGCGGCAUCACCACCUUCCAGAGCCUGAUUUAUCAAUCUUUCGGCUUCACACCGCUCGAGACGAUCCUGUACCAGCUGCCGUCGUUCGCCAUGUCCUUCUGCUGGAUCCUGUUCGCCGCCUUUAUGAUCCACAAGUUCCCCCGGCUCCGCUUCUUCUUCAUGUGCUUCACCGUCAUCCCGGCGUUUGUCGCCGUGCUGACCGCGGGGACGCUGCCCAACGAGCCAAGGUACCGCUGGACCCGAUACGGCGUCUACCUCAUGAGCGUGCUCUACGCCUUGCAGAGCUUCCUCAUGUGGGCACUCAUGCCCGCCAUCAUCGGCGGCAGAACCAAAAAGACGGUCGUAGCCACUAUCUGCUUCAUGGGCUACUGCGUCGGUAACAUGAUCGGCCCACAGGUGUUCCGCGCAUCCGAUGCGCCGCGCUACAUCCGAGGUCUCAUUGUGGUCGCCUCGAUGCUUGCGCUUGUCUUUGUGCUGUGCCUCUGCUGGCUGAUGUACCUGAUCGCCGAGAACAGGCGCCGCAGAAAGCGACUGGCAGAGAUGGGCGUCUCGGAGGAAGAGAGGCUGCUCAAGAACAAGAUCAAUGGCGAACUCGAUAUGACCGACAACAAGAACAUUUACUUCUUGUACGCCUGGUAG
Moesziomyces aphidis is the source of this 1581-nucleotide messenger RNA. NCBI's taxonomy places the organism in Eukaryota, Fungi, Basidiomycota, Ustilaginomycetes, Ustilaginales, Ustilaginaceae. The record is from the annotation of a GenBank genome assembly.